GAGGCGACUCCAAACUCCAUAACCUCCAAAUCCCCCCCAACCCAACUACUCCCACUACACAACAGUAUCCCCCCAGAACUAGUCUCCCGCUUCGACCCAAUCUACGUCGAGUAUUACAACAAAUACAACGCCGGCCGUCUCCACACGCACGAAGUACCCAUAGAAGACUACCGCAAAGACCCAUCCCGGUACACCAUCGCCUACGGCCGCGCCCCAGGUCCAGAUAUUUUCUCGAUAACAGAGCAGAAAUAUCCGGAGAAUGGUCUGCCGAAGAAGAGAGCUGCUUAUCUCAAUUUUCAUGGAGGCGGGUGGGUGUUUGGUGGGUUAUUGGUUGAUCAUGAAUUUUGUAAGACGAUUGUUGAUGGGCUUGAGGGGGAGUGUGUUGUUUUCGAUGUGGAUUAUAGACUUGCGCCUGAGAAUCCUUUUCCGAUUCCGGUUGAGGAUUGUUGGGCGGCGUUUAACUGGAUCCGCGAACAAAAAGCAAAAGAAUUCAAUCUCGACCCUAACCGUUUCACCAUCGGCGGCGCAUCAGCAGGAGGCCACCUUGCCGCCGUAAUCGCCCAUCUCUGCCGUGACGCGAACAUUCCUUUGAAACUACAGAUAUUGACAGUACCCGUGUGUGAUAUGCAUAAUAGUUUCACGGCUGAUGGCCACUUUGACCGCGACAACUGUCCGUACGAGUCAUACCGGGAAAUGGAAUUUGCACCGGCACUUCCUGCGGCCCGUAUGGCUUAUUUUCAUCGGCAGUUUCUUGGGGUGCCGAGGCCAUUGGCUUCGGGGGAUGAUUGGAAAAUCUCGCCUAUCCUUGCUAGUAAUUUCGAGAAUCUGGCGCCAGCACUGGUGUCGACUGCGGAACUAGAUCCGCUGCGCGAUGAAGGGGAGGUUUAUGCUGGUAAACUGCAAGCAGCGGGGAAUGGGGUUAGUUUGAAUCGAUAUAAGGGUGCCCCGCAUCUUAUUGCUUCGCUUGAUGGGAUUAUGGAGGGUGGACAGUUGUAUAAUCGCAGGGUUAUUGCUGCGUUGAAGGCAGUAGUAGAUGGAUGA
This is a messenger RNA of Penicillium cosmopolitanum, 1041 nucleotides long. Its product is annotated as alpha/beta hydrolase. The annotation marks the transcript as partial. NCBI's taxonomy places the organism in Eukaryota, Fungi, Ascomycota, Eurotiomycetes, Eurotiales, Aspergillaceae. Gene Ontology annotation, molecular function: hydrolase activity. The transcript has 4 exons. The record is from RefSeq and is a predicted model, not a curated record.